AUGUCGGGCCGCGGCUCGCUGAUGACCGUCCACGUCGGACAAUGCGGCAAUCAAUUGGCGCAGGCUUUCUGGAAGUCGAUGACCGACGAACACGGAAUUAAUGAGCGAGGGCAAAUGACGCACGAGGAAGAUGUGAAUGAUAAGAAGAAUGUGUUGUUCUAUCAGGCUGACGAUGAUCACUACGUUCCGCGAGCAGUUCUAGUUGAUCUUGAGCCGCGUGUGAUCAAUGGAAUGAUGCAGUCGCCGACAUUUUCCAAUCUAUUCAACACCGAUAACAUUUUUCUGUCCGAUCACGGCGGUGGCGCUGGAAACAAUUGGGCCAGCGGAUAUUGUCAAGGAAGAGAAGUUCAAGAGAAAAUCAUGGAUAUCAUUGUGCGAGAAGCGGAGAAUACCGACAACAUGGAGGGAAUUUUGUUCACGCACAGCGUUUCCGGUGGUACCGGUUCCGGAACCGGAUCGCUUCUUCUCGAGCGUCUUCGCGAGGCGUUCCCGAAAACGGUCAUCCAAACCUAUAGCGUGUUCGCGAACAGCGAAGGGACCGCGUCGACGGACGUCGUCGUCCAUCCCUACAAUUGGGUGCUGUCGAUGCAGCGCCUCAUCGAGAAUCCCGAUCACGUUGUGGUGCUCGACAACGCCGCGCUUCAUCGGCUCGCCGCCGGAAAAUUCAAAACCGACACGCCGACGUUUGAGCACAUCAACUCGCUGGUCGCCCGAAUCAUGUCGACGUCGACGGCGAUGUAUCGAUUCAAUUCGCCGAUUUGUCCGACGAUUCGCUAUUUGGAUUUGGCGCCGUUUCCGCCGAUGCAUUUUAUUCAAUCUGGAAUUUCGCCGGUCGUCGAUCCGAAUGAGAACUUCACUCGAAAAACGUCGGUAGCUGAUGUCACCCGAUUCCUGCUGAAGCCGACGUCGAUGACAGUUUCGACGGCUUCGCGAGUUCGAGCCAAUGAUUGUAUGCUGUCGGCCUACAUGUUCCUUCAAGGCGACAUCGAGGCGCAAGCGAUAAUUGCAGCCGAGCAUAAUGUUGAUUUCACGAUUCGUCGACCGCCGUUUUAUAUGAUCAAGCCGCUUCGAAUGAUGCAGGCGCCGAUUUCGCCGUAUGUCAAACCGCAAUAUAAGGUUUCUGGACUUUUGCUCAAUAAUAGCACAAGUGUCGCGCCAUUGUUUGAAUCGCUGUUGGCGAAGUAUGACAAGUUGCGGUCGAAGAAAGCGUUCAUUGAUAAGUUUGAGAAAAUUGACGAUUUUAAUCUUGAAAUGAUGGAUGAAUCGGUACAUUCGGUGCAGGACCUUCUCGAUGAAUACAAAGCGGUUGUACAACAUGACUAUCUCACGAGAGGAUUAUAA
This is a messenger RNA of Caenorhabditis bovis, 1341 nucleotides long. The record is from the annotation of a GenBank genome assembly. NCBI's taxonomy places the organism in Eukaryota, Metazoa, Nematoda, Chromadorea, Rhabditida, Rhabditidae.